Diorhabda carinulata is the source of this 1925-nucleotide messenger RNA. Its product is annotated as xylulose kinase-like. The record is from RefSeq and is a predicted model, not a curated record. The coding region runs from base 191 to 1792 and encodes 533 amino acids. Gene Ontology annotation, biological process: D-xylose metabolic process; xylulose metabolic process. Gene Ontology annotation, molecular function: D-xylulokinase activity. Gene Ontology annotation, cellular component: cytosol. Lineage: Eukaryota; Metazoa; Arthropoda; Insecta; Coleoptera; Chrysomelidae. The transcript has 10 exons.
UUAGAGCUUAAUAGAAGAAGGUAUGGAAUUUUUUUUUUAAAUUUUCGAUGUUUUCAUAAUUUAUAAAUAAAUAAGUUUUGUCACCGCGUUUUUUACGGGAAACCAAACAGUUUAUUUUUAGAUUAUUAAAAAUCGAUAAUCAGGUAGCAAUGAUAUAGAUCCUUGGAAAAAAUUUUAUUCUACUCCAAAAAUGGGCGACGAGGGAGAUAAUUUGUACCUUGGAUUGGAUCUCAGUACCCAGCAGCUCAAAGCAGCUGUGGUAAACGAAAAAUUAGAAAUCGUAGCUGAACAAAUAGUGAUCUACGAUUCAGAUUUGCCAGAAUUUCGUACGCAGGGUGGCGCUAUUAUAGAUAAAGUUAAUAAUUCCUUCAUCACUUCUCCAACGUUGAUGUGGGUAAAGGCAUUAGAUAUUGUUCUAGAUAAACUCACGGUAGCAGGAAUCAAUUUUUCUAAAAUAGCCGCCGUUUCUGGAAGCGGACAGCAACACGGAUCCGUUUAUUGGCAAAGAGGAGCUGGUGAAACAUUGGCAAAAUUGAAUCCGGGUCAGUUCCUUCAUCAACAAUUAGCUCAAUCUUUUGCUGUUGCAAAUAGUCCAAUAUGGAUGGAUGCCAGUACUACCAAACAGUGUAAAUUAUUAGAGGACGCAGUUGGGGGACCAAUGAAACUGGCAGAAAUAACUGGAUCCAGAGCUUAUGAAAGGUUUACAGGUUCCCAGAUAUGCAAAAUUAAUCAAACCAAACCAGAAGCGUACAAAAACUCAGAGCGUAUAUCUCUAGUGAGCAGUUUCCUAUGUUCCCUGUUUGCUGGUAAAAUAGCCCCUAUCGACAUAUCCGACGGUUCCGGUAUGAACCUUAUGGAUAUCAGGACAAAAUCGUGGAACCAAACUUUACUAGACGUUUGUGGACCGAACCUUGCCGAAAAAUUAGACAACCCUGUCCCUUCCACUACUAUUGUUGGAAGUAUAUCACCGUAUUAUGUGGAAAGAUACAAUUUUAAUACGAAUUGUAAAGUCGUUGCUUGUACUGGAGAUAAUCCCGCUUCAUUAAUCGGUAUGAGAUUAACGGAAGGUUGGAUAGCCGUUAGUUUGGGAACUAGUGAUACAGUUUUUCUUUGGCUUUUGGAACCUAAAUUGGUACUAGAUGGUCACGUACUUUGUAAUCCCAUAGAUGAAAACGCUUAUAUGGCUUUAUUAUGUUUUAAAAAUGGUUCUUUAACGAGGGAAAGGAUUCGAAAUAAAGAGGCGGGAAGUUCUUGGGAUACUUUUAGUAAACUUUUAGAAAGUACUCCUAGAGGAAAUUUUGGCAACAUAGGACUUUAUUACGACAACCAAGAAAUAAUCCCCUUUUUACAUGGAGACUUCAGAUUCAGUAAAACCGGGCGUGUCAAUAAAUUCACUAGUCCCGAAGUAGAGGUUAGAGCCGUAAUAGAAGGACAGUGUAUAAGGAAUCGAGCGUAUUCCGAAGAUUUCGGAUUCAAAAUUGAUAAAAAUACAAAAAUAUUAGCUACCGGAGGUGCUUCAAAAAAUAAAGCCAUUUUGCAAGUUUUAUCAGAUGUAUUCAACGCUCCAGUUUAUGUUCAACCGGCUGCUAAUUCUGCAAUGUUGGGAGCUGCCUAUCAAGCCAAACACGGUUUAUUAUUCGGUAAAAAAUCGUACGACGAGAUCACUUCAACCCUUCCGGAACCACAACUGAUCUGCACCCCUUAUCCUGACGCUGAAACCAUUUACUUACCUAUGGUUCAAAGAUACAGAGCGAUUGUGAAAGAACUUACGUCGGAGCAACGCGGUUCGUGAAUACAAAACGAAAUCCACGCGGCGAUUUCUAUUUUUAUUUCUUCAACAUUUUAAUAGUGUUUGUCUUUAAAAGUAAUCCUGUGAUCAUAUAAUUUAUAUUUUGAAUUAAACAAAUAAAUUGGUAAAUAUAAAA